Messenger RNA from Pecten maximus, 4247 nucleotides. Its product is annotated as nuclear receptor subfamily 1 group D member 2-like. NCBI's taxonomy places the organism in Eukaryota, Metazoa, Mollusca, Bivalvia, Pectinida, Pectinidae. Bases 643 to 1686 code for a protein of 347 amino acids. Gene Ontology annotation, biological process: positive regulation of transcription by RNA polymerase II; cell differentiation; hormone-mediated signaling pathway. The transcript is spliced from 8 exons. Gene Ontology annotation, molecular function: nuclear receptor activity; RNA polymerase II cis-regulatory region sequence-specific DNA binding; zinc ion binding. The record is from RefSeq and is a predicted model, not a curated record.
UAACAAUUAAACAAUUCAAUUUUUUUACACUGUAUCAUGCAUAGACUCGCAUCGCGCAUGCCCACGUGCACCGGUGCAUGCUAAAAAGAAGGAAACAAAGAAACGCAGACGUCAAAAAUGGCGUUAUUGGAAACUGUGGAAAGGAUAGACAUUUCGUGAAAGGGUACACAUUUCCUGGCUGUUAUCAAAUGGCGGAAUCAUCACACUCUAUGAUGAACAAUAUGUUUUUAUUUGAUAUCGCUAAACUCCAGCUCUAGGACCCGAGGAUAAAAAAUCUGCGAUGGAAAGAUUUUUCUGAUUUGGAGACGGAACAACUUUUAUUGGACAUCAACCAUCAUGAAGGAAUAACAUCUAAAAAUAUGCUGAUAAACAUUACCCAGGAUUCCUGUGUGUCUUUAUCUAGGUCAUCGCCAUCACAAGAUUCUUCUCCACAGUCUGCACUAUCUUAUUCAUCUUCUUCAUCUCCUGUCCCAUCCCCAUCAUCUUCGUCAGACACCAGCAGCCUGAAUGUGAACAUUUUCUCUAUGACAAGGGCCCGUCCUACCUCCACAUCAUUAAUGAGUGGUCAAAGUAAACAACUGUAUACAACAGAGCUUGAAGUGAUUUGUCGUAUCUGUGGGGACAAAGCAUCAGGAUUCCACUAUGGGGUACACUCCUGUGAGGGCUGUAAGGGAUUUCUUCAGGCGAACAUUGAAGAAGAAGUUGACAUAUGAAGCAUGUAAGAAUGGAAAACAAUGCAAGUUAGACACAGCAUCGCGGAACAAGUGCCAGGCCUGCCGUUUUCAAAGGUGUCUCAAUGCAGGAAUGUCUCCGAACGCUGUGCGAUUUGGAAGAAUGCCAAAAGUUGAAAGAGAGAAACUUGUUGCUGAUAAAGAAGAACUAUCGAAGAAUACCUGUCAAAGGAUAGUAGAGUUACGGGCCUUGUCAGAUCAUAUAAAAGCUUCAUUCAAAGAUUUUUUUGGAGAACCAAGCAUUGUGACGGAAAAGAAAAAUGAUGGGAAAGAGCAGAAAAAUACUGCACGGUUCAACACCACAACUGACAUAGUAAACCAGCUGACAUCAGAGGAUUUCCAUAACCAGGGUGUUUUUACCUGCUACCAGCAAAUGAUUGUCCCUUUAAUGCAAGCUUCAGUUAAGUUUGCCAAGAGGAUCCCUGGUUUUACAUGCCUACCUCUUAGUGACCAGAUCAGCUUGAUGAAGCAGGGUACUUUGGCUGUCUCAGUUAUCAUGAUGCAUGAUAUAGCAGACAGUGACAGUGUGACACUGCGAGAAUCUCAGGGUGACAUGUCCAUUCACCGUUCAGCUGUCAGUUCAUGUACAGAAGCUUCCCUGUUGCUUAGUCAGCAUUUACGGGUAGCGGACAGACUGACAAAGCUUCAACUACAGAGGGGGGAGCUAGCUCUCUUCUCUGCUGUAGUUCUCAUUGCAGAAACACCAGACAUUGCUGAUGUAAAACACUUGGAGAAUAUGCAAAUGGAUUUGCUUCAGGCUCUAAGGAUUGAGUUAAAACAUAAUCAUCCAAGAAACGUCAAAAUUUUCCCAUCGCUUCUUUUACUAAUAUCAGAUUUACGACAGAUUGUUGAGGAGUUUAGUGACAAUUUACGAAAAAAAGUUUUCGAUCCUUCUGAUAACUUCUCCAAUAUUCUGCCCCUAGUUAAAGAAAUCUUUGACCUCCCUGUGUGUUGAGGAUAGUGUUUGAUAUUUCAGACCAACACAGGUAAAUCUCAAUUCACACACUAGAUUUGUUUUUACCUCCAGCCUUUUAGCCUUUUUUAAAAGACUUUUGAAUGAAGGCUACAAAUGUCAAAAUAUGUAGAUUUAUUUAAAAGAAUUCAGGUGGAUUUGAAUCCAUUUGCAUAAUAUAUUAGGUAACAGUCCUGUCCUAAUCGUAAUAUUUACAUGAGAAAAAUGGUUGGAAUGAUUAUUGUAAAUUCACCAUACGUAGGAUUAUUUAAAAUAUUCCAAUAAAACAUGUAAUCCAGUUUAUAGAUAAAGAAAUACACACGAUUGUUUGACAUUUAGCGCAUCCAUACAACAUUUAGUUAAAUGGAAUUAUACAUAACAGAUAUCUUAUGGUUGUAAUGCGUCAUAAUUUGUUUUUAUUAAUUUGAUUAAAAUCGGGAUGAAAAUACCCAUUUAAAGAUCGUUGGUUCGUUGAGGUCUACUAAAAAUAAAUGUUUCGGUUAUUUACGUCGGCAACCACUAAGCUGUUAUAGUUCCUUAUCUUGCAUUUCUAGCUUGCAAUAAAUCUUAAUGAUAUUCUAUAUACCUUAUAUUAACUUAAAAAUAAAGUAAGGUAUAAAAAGCAGUUUAAUGAUAUUCGAUAUACCUUACAUUAACUUAAAAAUAAAGUAAGGUAUAAAAAGCAGUGUAAUGAUAUUCGAUAUACCUUAUAUUUACUUAAAAAUAAAGUAAGGUAUAAAAAGCAGUGUAAUGAUAUUCGAUAUACCUUAUAUUUACUUAAAAAUAAAGUAAGGUAUAAAAAGCAGUGUAAUGAUAUUCGAUAUACCUUAUAUUUACUUAAAAAUAAAGUAAGGUAUAAAAAGCAGUUUAAUGAUAUUCGAUAUACCUUAUAUUUACUUAAAAAUAAAGUAAGGUAUAAAAAGUAGUGUAAUAUUAUUCAAUGUGAAAUCAUAUUCAUUAAAGGAAAACAAAACCUUUUGUAUUUGGUAAUAAUGUCAUCUAUCAUACCAAUCAAGACAUCAUAAGGUCAUGCAAUGAAACGUUGUAGAGGUUCAAUGCUUUCCGGCUUUGCUGGUUAUUAUUAUCAUAAGUUUUGUAUUCUAAUUAUUGAAAACGAGUUCACUUUUAAGAAAUUUUUUACACUUGUGAAAACUCAUUUUAUAGUUCGAUAAUAAUGUAUUGAAAAAUGCUCUUGCUCAGUAAAUAAUUUUAUAUUUCAUAGCUAAGAUAUACCACUCUCCACACUCUUACCUCAGUAAAGUGAAUGGUUUAUAAUACGAUAGAUUUCAUGAUAAUACACGUAGUUCUAUUUUUAUAUAAACAAAAGCAGUUGAUUGCUUAUUUUCGAGUCAAUUUCAGACUGCAUUUCUUUUGUAUCGUUUAUCUUUUAUGAAGACAUAUACAAUACUUCUUCAUGGCAUAUAAGAUGUUUUUAGAUAAAUUUGACAGAAAAACAUGGACAUACUCCUGAUCAUUGAAGCUAUUAUUAUGUUAUUACUAAAGCAGAAUAAAAUAUUUUUAUAUACACUAGUCAUUUAUUAACAAUACCAACAUACGUUUUCACCGGUGAAAUAGAUAAUAUAACUACCAAUUGACGUUCUCGGAGAUGAAGUAUUUAGAAAUAUUGCUAUUUCUGGGGAAGUACAUAAUAACAUUAAUUUCAUUGAUAGUUUAAGAAAAACAUAUACUAAAGUGAGUUUUUAUAUAUAUGUAGGUCUUCUUGACAAGGCUUUAAGAUGGAUGAACCCCUGUUUCAUUAACUUGUUUGUAAUUUUGUGUAAUAUUGUAAUGAACAGACGAUUUCAUGGUGAAAUAAAUUUUACGAUUGAAAUAACAUUGAAACUAACAGACAUGAAAUAAAUAAUAUAAUUACCAAUACACGUUCUCACAUGUGAAAAAAAUAUUAUAUCGUUUUCCAAUUUUACUGGUGAAAUAAUCAUCUUAAUUUAAUCAGAUGAUAGAUAGUAAGUUGACGGGGGGAAAAUACCAAAGCCUGUUUUUAUUCAGUAAUACGAUGCACAAAUGUAGUUGUAUGAUGAAUGUAAAAUUAUAUUUUUUGUGGUAUUUUGUGUAUUUCAUUAUUUUUUGGAGAUUUCAAACAAUCGUACGUUUCAUUUUUACCAAAAUCAGGGAUACACUAUUAACUUGUAGUAAAUCUUUAUGUAUAUAUAAUGCUGCUUUUAAGCAUAACGAACAGAUACCAUUGAACCCAUUUUCAUUAAAUUGUUAUAAAGUCUAAGAUUACUAAGCUGUGCUCUUCAUCAAAUUGUCGUUGAGACUGAAAUCAAGUCAUGUCUUUAUCUGCAUUAGAUUGUCAUAAAGACUUGGAUCAAGUUUUGAUCUAUCGUUAUUAUAUUGUUGCGAAUACUUAUAUUAAGCUUCAUUUGCAUGCUCCUAACUUAAUUAUAAUGUCACGAAGAAUUGAAUCGAAAUGUGUCUUUACCUUCAUUUAAUUGAUGCAAAGACUGAGAAACUGUCCUUGUCUUCAUUAGAUUUUCUUUCGCCAAGACUGAUAUCAAGCUGCGUCUUUAUAUUUCAUUAUAUUAUCGGGGAAACUGAUAUCA